AUGCGCCGCCUGCUGGCCGUGGCGCUAUGCGCUUCGGUGGCCGACGGCCUGGCCCUGCGCCUGCCCAAGCUCCGGCACCACCGCGUCGACGCCGACGCGGCGGAGCCCGCGGGCGCGGACCUGCGCGUCCACCUGUUGGAGAACGACUUUGAAGAAUUGGACGUCGCUUUGAAAGCCUACGGCUCCUGCACGCAGCUCGUGCAGGGUUUGAUGCCGAUUGUCGGGCACGAGGAGCUCGUGACCCGCGUCGUGGACCGCACGCACGCCGAGGAGCCCGCGCCUUCGCUCGCGAACGCCGUGCCCGCGCAGUUCGAAUUCGAGGCGUGCCUGGACCUCAUGGCGGGCGAGGAGUGGCUCGCGGCGCACGACGUCUGCGCGGGCUACCUCGAGCGGCAGAAGUGCGAGCACGAGUGGACGACGGCCACGGGCAUUCUAGCGUCCAUCUGCGAGGCGGAGCUCGAGGGCGGCGACUACUCGAAACUCGACGCGUCGCUCGGCGAGCUCGAGGGUCUGAACUACGCCUGCGGCUGCCCCCGGGACAGCGAGCUGCUCGAGCCUUUCGUGGAUCUGGCCCAGUCCUUCGUGCGGGGCUUCGAGGACGCGCCGCUGGCCUACGGCCACGCGCUCGCGGCGGCCGCCGCCGCGCCGCCGCUCGCGCGGGUCGCGGCCGCGUCCGCGCGCCGCGCGGAGGCGCGGCUCCCGGACGCCGUCGUCGUCGACGAGGACGACGAGGAGGCGGCGGCGCCGGAGAAGACGGGGCUCUUCGGCGGCCGGAAGAGCUCGCCCUUGGUCGAGGAGCGCGAGGACCCGGCGUCGCUGACGGCGCUCGACGAGCUCGUGGGCCUGGCGCCCCUCAAGGAGCUCUGCCGGGGCUUGGUCGACGCCGUGUCCCUCGACGUCGAGCGCGGCGACGACCUCAGCGAGCGGUCCUUCUCCGCGGUCUUCCGGGGCAACCCGGGCACGGGCAAGACCGUCGCGUCCAAGCUCUACGCGUCGCUCCUCGGCGAGAUCGGCGCGACGCCGUUGGGCAAGGUCGUCGAGGUCACGGGCGGCGGCCUCCUCGACGACGGCGUCGACGGCGUCGACAAGCUCAUGAAGAAGUUCAAGGAUCCGCAGACGUCGACCGUGGAGGUCGGCGACGCCGUCGAGGUGAAGCGGUCCGGCGCCUGGGGCCACUCCGGCACGGUCGUCUACUGCGACCCGAAGACGGGCACCUACGACGUCCGCGGCCUCAACGCGGACGGCGCGGAGUUCGUCGAGAUCAAGGCGCCGCGCCACCAGCUCCGCGACCCGCGCCAGGACGGCGGCACGCUCCUCGUGGACGACGCCUACCAGCUCGACCCCUCGGGGUCGCCCGUGGGCAAGCGCGUGCUCCAGAAGUUGGUGGCCGAGAUGGACGCGUUCCCGGGGACGCUCGCCGUCGUGCUCUGCGGCUACGACAAGGACAUGGAGCAGAUGCUCGCGUCGUCGCCGGGGCUGCGGAGUCGCUUCCGCCGCGACGUCGCCUUCGAGGACUUUAGCGACGACGAGCUCGUGGAGAUCACGAGAAGACGCUUCGACGAGCGGUUCCCGAAAUAUGCCGUCGCCGACGACAAGCAUCUGAGGAUCGCCGCGCGGCGCCUGGGCAAGGGCCGGGGCACGCCGGGCUUCGGCAACGCGCGCGCGGCGGCGCAGCUGCUGGAGAGCGCGUCGGAGAAGCAGUCCGCGCGCGUCGUCGCGGCGCGGAAGAGAGGCGAGGAGCCGGACAUCUUCCUCUUCGAGCGCGAGGACCUGCUGGGCAACCGGACGCUGGACCACUCGGAAUCGGAGCCGCUGCGGGCGCUGCGGGCCAUGGAGGGCCUGUGGAGCGUCAAGUCGUCGGUGGACGAGCUGCUGGAGCUGCACGCGUCGAACGUCGAACGCGAAGAGCUGGAGCUCCCCUUGCAGCACGUCGCGCUGAACCGCGUCUUCCUGGGCAACCCGGGCACGGGCAAGACGACGGUGGCGGGCCUCUACGGGAAGAUCUUGGCGGAGAUCGGGCUGCUGUCCGUGGGCGACGUCGUGUUGGCGACGCCGCCGGAUUUCGUCGGCUCCGCGCUCGGCCAGUCCGAGGAGAAGACGCAGGCCCUGCUGGACCGGGCCAAGGGCUGCGUCCUCGUCAUCGACGAGGCUUAUGGGUUGGACCCCAACGGCGGCCACGGCGACGGCCUGAGCGGCAACGGCGACCCCUACAAGUCGUCCGUCAUCGACGCGAUCGUCUCUCGGGUGGGAGGCGACGCGGGCGCGGACCUCUGCGUGCUCCUGCUGGGCUACGACAAGGAGAUGACCCAGUUCCUGCGGCGCGGGAACCCGGGCCUGGCGCGCCGCUUCCAGCUGGAGAACGCGUUCCGCUUCGACGACUACGACGACCAGGCCCUUUUGAAGAUACUGCUCGCCGCGGUGAAGCGGCGCGGGCGCACGAUCUCCUUCGCGGACGCCAAGGCGGCCGUGCGUUUGAAGCUGGCGAAGCAGCGCCUGCGGCCCAAUUUCGGCAACGCGGGCGCCGUCGGGAAUUUGGUGUCCGAGGCCGUGAGUCGGUCCGAGGCGCGGCUGAAAGACGUGCCCCCCGCGGAGCGCGCGGCGAUGACGGAGCUGAUCCUCGACGACCUCUACGUGCCCGCGCCGCACGUCGCCGACAAGAGCUUGGUGUUUGAAGGUUUGGUGGGCUGCGAGUUCAUCAAGAGCCGCCUCGCGGAGUACGAGAAGGUCAUCGACGCCGCGCGUUUGAGCGGCCGCGACGCGCUCGACGACCUGGGCAUGACCUUCUGCUUCCAGGGGUCGCCGGGCACGGGCAAGACGACGGUGGCGCGGCGCAUGGGCAUGCUCUUCGAGGCGCUGGGCGUGCUGCCGUCCGCGGACGUCGUCCAGGUCUCGGCGUCGGACCUCGCGACGGGCUUUGUGGGGCAGGCCGCGAAGAAGACGCGCGACGUCUUCGACUCGGCGCGGGGGGCGGUGCUGUUCGUCGACGAGGCCUAUCGGUUGUACGACCCGACGGGCCGCUCCUACAUGCAGGAGGCCGUCGACGAGAUCGUGACGCUGCUGACCGAGGAGGACUACAAGGGCAAGAUGGUCGUCAUCUUCGCGGGGUAUUCCGGUCAGAUGGACACGCUUCUGGACAAGGUGAACCCGGGCCUCAAGAGCCGCGUGUCCGACGUCGUGUCCUUCCCGGACUUUGACGCGGCGGACGCCGCGGACGUCGCGGAAUUGAUGCUCGAAACGAAGCGGCUGGGCCUGCCGAAGCGGUCCCAGCUCGAGGCGGCGCUCCAGCCCUUGGUGGACGCGCCGGACUGGGCCAACGGCCGCGACGUCGAGAACUUCGUGCGGCGGGUGGCGGUGGAGUGCGCGACGCGCGAGACCACGGACGUCACGGUCGAAGCUUUAACGGCGGCCGCGGCCUUCUCGCUCAACAUGAAGACGCGGAGCGCGCCGGUCGUCGAGGAGGUGAUGACACCGUCCCCCUUCCUCACGGCCGACGCGGUUAUAUCGCCGCCGGCCAUCGACGUCGCGACGGAGGUGGAAAGGGUCGAAGCGCCCGGCGGCGAAUCGCCGGACCCCGACGACCUCGCGGGCGACCUCGACGGCGCCCUCGAGGAGGCCCUCGUGGCGCUGGGCUACGAUGCCGACGACAAGCGGGCGGACCUGGCCAAAAUGCUCGCGGCCGUCGCCGCGGGCGGCGCGGUCCCGGGGGACCUCGUGUCGUACGUCGUCGCGUCGCGCGGCGGCGACGCGGAGGCCGUCGCGGCGGCGCUGGCGACCCAGGCGGGCGGCGUGUCCCGCGCGCUCCAGGCCCAGGUGACCUACGACAUCGCGCUGCGGACCAAGGCCGACGACGACGACGACGACGACGCGGACCGCGACGACGACGCGCUCACGGAGGCGGACAUCCUCCAGCGCCUCCGCGACCUCGGCCCCUGCCCCGCGGGCUUCUCCUGGCACCGGGAGGGCGGCGGCUGGCGAUGCGGCGGCGGCUCCCACUUCGUCCACGACGACGACCCGCUCCUCCUCGGCGACCGCAUGUCGCGGGAGCGCCAGCGCCUGCGCGUGUCCCCCAACUCGAAGGAGCCCCUGGCCUUCCGCGCGGGCCCGCUCCGCGAAUCCUUCUGCACGCCGCCGACGCUCCAGCUCCCCGAGUCGCCCGGGUCGCGGAGCGCGCGCGUGCGGAACGACGCGUCGGAGCGGUUGAAGCGCGAGAAGCAGCGGCUGUCGCUGGGGUCGACGCCCGUCAAGGCGGAGCCCAUGGAGCUGAGUUCGCGGGCGUCGCUCGCCGCGCCGCCCGCGCCGGCGCCCAUGGAGCUGUCGUCGCGCGCGUCGCUCGCGCCGCGCGCCGCGAGCGAAAACGACGAAAAGGAGAACCGGUCGUCCAUGAGCGAGUGCAGCGGCCUGACGGCGCCGAAGCUGAGCGGUGGCAGCCGCUGGUCGUCCGCGAGCCGCCUGUCGCACCUCCUCGAGGGCGGGUCGUUCGCGCGCGCGGACGGCAGCUGGGUCGCGGCGCUCAACAAUCGGUGCUGGGAAGAGGAGGAGGAAGACAAGCCCCUCGACGCGGCGUCCGUCGCGCCGCUCCUCGUCGACAAGAUGGUCUGGGUGCCCGUCGGCGCCGCGCGCGCCGCGGCCAAGGUCCGCUGCGUCCUGGAGGUCGCGGGCGGCGCGCUCCUGGGCGUCGAGCUCGUCACUGCCCACGAGCUCGGCGGCGACGGCACGCGCCUCGGCAAGCGGCUCUUCGACUGCGCGCCCCAGCGGUCCGUCUUCGCGGCGCCGGAGGACGUGUCGCUGCUCACCUUCGAGGAGCUGGUCGCGCUGCCGCCGCCGUGCCCGCCGCCGCCGCGCGAGUCGCAGAGCGCCGCCGGCGCGGGCGUACCGCCGCCGGACGCCGCGGCGCGGAGCUCGUCGUCGGGCUCGUCGGAGGACCCGUCGCCGCUGCUGCCGUCGAAGCCCGUGCCGGACUGGGCGCGCGUCGACGACCUGGCGGACGCGGUGCGCCUCCAGGCCGCGGCGCCGCCGCCGGAGGACCUGCUCAAGCACGCGUCGCCGGGCGGCGCCGCCGCCGCGGGCGGGACGACCUGCGACCUCGCCGACAUCUUCGGCCGCGCGAGCCUGCUGCCGAGCGGCUACCGCGAGACGGGCGACUGGUCCCGCGACGGCGGCGCGGACCUCAACGGCCGCAAGGGCGGCGACGUGUCCCCGGCCGCGGCGGAGCUCGCCGAGGCCGCGCGCGCGCUCCUCCACUAA
Messenger RNA from Aureococcus anophagefferens, 5244 nucleotides. RefSeq lists its product as hypothetical. NCBI's taxonomy places the organism in Eukaryota, Pelagophyceae, Pelagomonadales, Pelagomonadaceae. The transcript has 2 exons. The record is from RefSeq and is a predicted model, not a curated record. Gene Ontology annotation, molecular function: ATP hydrolysis activity; ATP binding. The coding region runs from base 1 to 5244 and encodes 1747 amino acids.